Messenger RNA from Mobula hypostoma (lesser devil ray), 3626 nucleotides. RefSeq names its product galactosylceramidase b (gene galcb). Lineage: Eukaryota; Metazoa; Chordata; Chondrichthyes; Myliobatiformes; Myliobatidae. Gene Ontology annotation, biological process: galactosylceramide catabolic process. The record is from RefSeq and is a predicted model, not a curated record. Gene Ontology annotation, cellular component: lysosome. The coding region runs from base 258 to 2267 and encodes 669 amino acids. Gene Ontology annotation, molecular function: galactosylceramidase activity. The transcript is spliced from 17 exons.
UGAAAGAGACAGAAGGCCGUGGAAGAAAGGAAAAAGAAAAUGCUCUCCCGUUGGUCUGCCCACGACAUGCGGAAGUGCUGCUUCUUCGGGAAGUUGGUGACGCCGCCGCUCCCUCCCUUGUGACGGCUCUGUUCGGGUCAGCUGAGCGCGGCUUGUCCCUGCGGUGGUGUACGGUUCGAAUGAACCGAGCCUGCCCCUUUUGGGACGGUUCUGUUCGGGUCAGCUGAGCCGAGCCUGCUCCCUUCGGGACGGUGACAAUGGCCGGGCUGGCCCGGAUCUCGGCUGCCGGGCUCGCCCUCCUGUGCUGCGCCGUGUUGCUGCUGCCGAUGCCGGGGGCUGCCGGCUACGUGCUGGACGAUCAGGCAGGUCUCGGCCCGGAGUUUGACGGCAUCGGCGGCCUGAGCGGCGGAGGGGCAACUUCCCGACUUCUUGUCAACUACCAAGAGCCGUAUCGCAGCCAGAUAUUGGACUACUUGUUCAAGCCAAAUUUUGGUGCUUCUUUGCAUAUCUUGAAAGUUGAGAUUGGAGGUGAUGCCCAAACGACAGAUGGGACAGAACCUUCGCAUAUGCACUAUGAAGAUGAUGAGAAUUAUUUCCGAGGAUAUGAGUGGUGGCUGAUGAAAGAAGCAAAGAAGAGGAAUCCUAAUAUUAAAUUAAUAGGGUUGCCCUGGGCCUUUCCUGCUUGGAUUGGUUAUGGAGAGAUGUCGCCUUACUCUUACCCACACAGAACAGCCUAUUAUAUUUCUUCAUGGAUUCAUGGUGCUAAAUUCUAUCAUAAUCUUGAUAUUGACUAUGUUGGGAUUUGGAAUGAAAGACACUUUGACAAGAAGUACAUCAUGCUGCUGAGAGAUACCCUGGACAAAAUGGGUCUAGAGCAGGUGAAAAUCAUAGCCAGCGAUAAUCUUUGGGAACCGAUAUCUUGGUAUGUGCUUCAUACUGAGCUCAGUGAUGUGGUCGACAUCAUAGGAGCCCAUUAUCCUGGAACUAUUUCAAGCAGCAAUGCUAGGAAGACAGGCAAGAAGCUAUGGUCAUCUGAGGACUACAGUACUGUCAAUAAUAACGUAGGAGGAGGGUGUUGGGCUCGAAUACUCAACCAGAACUACGUUAAUGGCAAUAUGACGUCUACAAUCGCAUGGAAUCUGUUGGCAAGUUACUAUAAUGAGCUACCGUUUGGUUUGGAUGGGCUGAUGACAGCAGAGGAACCAUGGAGUGGGCACUAUGAAGUCCAGUCGCCUAUUUGGAUUACAGCGCACACUACACAGUUCACUCGGCCGGGGUGGCAUUAUCUGAAGACUGUUGGUCAUUUGGAAAAGGGUGGGAGCUAUGUGGCCCUGACAGAUGGGAAAGGAAAUCUCACCAUUAUCAUAGAGACCAUGACUCAUAAUCAUUCGAUAUGUGUACGGCCUCCACUGCCAUCUUUCAAGGUCUUCCCACAAGUUGUAACUUUUUACCUCCGAGGAUCAUUUAAAAAGAUUGACACCUUAAAGGUAUGGCAUACAAAACUUGACUUCUACAAGAAUUCCUCCAAAUUUUUCACUCAACAUUCCGACAUCAAGCUCGUGAAUGGAUCAUUCUCCAUGCCCCUGGAGGUAGAUGAAAUAUGGACCAUGACCACCAUUAGCACGGGGAGACAUGGCAGUUUUGCUGAGCCGCCUCCCUCUAGCGCGUUUCCGAAGGACUAUACGGAUGAUUUCAAUAUUAAGACUCCACCAUUCAGUGAGGCACCUAAUUUUGCUGACCAGACCGGAGUGUUUGAAUAUUUUGUAAACUACUACAAUCCUGGUGAACAUAUGUAUACUCUGCGACAGGUGGUAAAACAGCGACCUAUAACCUGGGCAAGUGAUGCUGACCAAACAAUUAGUGUUAUUGGUGAUUACAUGUGGCAAGAUUUCAAUAUAACUUGCGAUGUACUCAUUGAGACGCCCAAUACUGGAGGUGUGUUCAUUGCUGGAAGGGUGAAUAAAGGAGGGGAACUUAUUCGACAUGCAGAAGGAUUAUACUACUGGAUCUUUGCCGAUGGGACGUACAAAGUUACUAAUGACUUGCCUGGGAACAUUGUGUUGGAUUCAGGCAAAUCCGGAACACGGGCAGGAAAAUGGCACACUCUCACUCUCAGGAUUCAGGAUGACUUAGCAAGUGGAUUCUUGAAUGGCUACCCACUGUGGAAGGGUGUCUAUAUAGGUCAACCUCGCAACGGCUGGGCUGCUAUUGGAACGUGGAGCUUCGAAUUGGCUCAGUUUGAUAAUUUUCACGUACAAGCUGGUUAAACCCAAGUGAAUCCAUUCCCGUGUGUCUCAAGCACAAUGGUGUAUUGCCAUGUUUGCAGUCCAAAAGUGCCUCAGAAAGAAUAAGAGUACAUCUUCCCACUUUUGUGUAUUUAGACACUGGUGGUGGCUUCUUCUUCACCCUCUGAUUUCCUUUCAAGUGCCAUUGCUGUGGUACUAGGCACAAGACUUGCUGCUUCAGCCUAAUCGGAAACAACUUAUGACAUUGCAUUUCAACCAAAUGUUUUAAUUUCAGUAUAUAACACACACACCUGUUCUCCCUUGUACCCAGAAUGAAAUACAACAAGGUGAAAGGUAUUGUGUGAGUAUGAGGAAGGUAAACCACCUGUCUCCUUAACUACAAUAGCCAGGUUGUUUAUCAAUGUCUACUGAAUAUUAGGAAAUUUCCUUAAGAAAAGUACAAACGUUUGUAUGUACCAGAAGGGCCAAAGCAUUCUGACUACUAAUCCUUUUUUUUUGAACAAGAAUACUUAAAGUUCAAAGUAAAUUUAUUCCCAAAGUACAUAGUGCAUAUGAGACUCAGUUUAUUGUGGGCACUCUCAAUAAAUCCAGUAACCAUAAUGGAAAGACUGCACCAACAGGCAAACAACCAGUGCGUAAAAGACAACCAAUUGUGCAAAUGCAAAAAGAAAGAAAAUAAAUGGAAUAAUGAUAAAUAUUAAAUAUCAAGAGCAUGAGAUGAAGAGUCCUUGAAAGUGAAUUCAUAGGUUAUGGGAACAGUUCCAGUGAUCAGCUGUUUGGACUUGCUGAUACUGAGUAAGAUGUUAGCGUUGUGGCACCAUUGGCCAGAUUUUCAUUCUCCGUCCUAUAUAGUGAUUCGUCAUCUGAUAUCAGUCUCAUGAAGCUCAUCUGUUUCCACGACAACUGACCGAGGCUGACCCUGACUGUUUGAAACCUUACAAUGAAAUUUGAACCUCUGAUAAACAUUGGACUAGAUACAGUAUUGACGUCAUUCCUAAGGUUCUUUUUCUACCCUUUGUAAUGUUGCAUAAUUGCAGUCCUGCCCCCGUGCAUACACUCACUAACCAUCCAUCGAUUACUGCACCCAGUCUUCCGCCCAGCUGCCUGACAUGUUCUACCUUCUCUAAACAUCGGGGGCGCCAUGGUAGCGUAGUGGUUAGCGUGACGCUAUUACACCUCGUAACAUUGGAUUUCAGAGUUUAAUGCCGAUGCCGUCUGUAAGGAGUGUGUACACCCUCCCUGUGAAUACGUGGGUUUCCUCAAGCUGCUGUCGUUUCCUCUCACUGUCUGUUGUAGCAGUGGUCCCCAACCUCCGGGCCACAAAGAAUGCAGCGGUAGUCAGGACGCACCCAGCACAUCUUUAAGAAAAAUGCCGAAAUA